AUGAGCUCCUGGGUGUCCGCGGAACACUUCCUGCAGAGCAAAUCGGCCUCGUAUGUCCGACGCGGCCUUCUUCUCUUCAUCUUCUACGGCGUUGCUAGCGACUACUACCUGAUGCACUACUACCAGGCCUUCGACCCGGCCGAGGGGCGACGGUACGUGAUCGACUGGAGCCCCAUCGGGCGUCCACGGUGCCAGGUGCAUGUGGUGCCGAGCAACCACUACCCGAACUACACGCCGUGGACGCCGAGGAACGGCGACGUCGUGCUCGCGCGCAGCGUGCCGAAUGAACCAAACUGGCUGCAGCUCAUUAGUGGACGCUUCAUAGAGCAGCAAACCUGCGGGGUGCGUCUCGCGAUUCCGCUUGAAGAGGUGCAGGAGCAGGAAAGACAGCGGCAAAAAGAUGAGGCGGAGCUAAAAAAUAUAUAUAGCGACAGGAACAGUGCUGCGUGGUGUCAACUCUCCCGCGUUUCCCUCUCUCCCUCGCGGACUGCCUCCCCCCCCCCCACCCACCCACAUUCUCGGCCCCUUUUGGGCAAUUUCCAGCUGGGGAGGUGUAGCUCUUUUGUUAUUAUUAUUUUUGGAAGUGGGGGUGGGGCAUUAUUGCGACGAGUGCCCCGCUGCCCCCUGCGCAUCCUGCACGUACGCUCUCCGCUCACCCCGCUUCUUUCCCCCCCCCUUUCUCCUUGUCGUCGUGCUGUUGCAUUACCUCGUCCCUGA
This is a messenger RNA of Trypanosoma conorhini, 717 nucleotides long. RefSeq lists its product as uncharacterized. The record is from RefSeq and is a predicted model, not a curated record. NCBI's taxonomy places the organism in Eukaryota, Euglenozoa, Kinetoplastea, Trypanosomatida, Trypanosomatidae. Bases 1 to 717 code for a protein of 238 amino acids. The transcript has a single exon.